Manduca sexta (tobacco hornworm) is the source of this 6836-nucleotide messenger RNA. RefSeq names its product protein DENND6A. Lineage: Eukaryota; Metazoa; Arthropoda; Insecta; Lepidoptera; Sphingidae. Gene Ontology annotation, molecular function: guanyl-nucleotide exchange factor activity. The record is from RefSeq and is a predicted model, not a curated record. Gene Ontology annotation, cellular component: recycling endosome. Bases 206 to 1885 code for a protein of 559 amino acids. The transcript has a single exon.
GUUUUAUUUUGGCGCGCGCAGCCAUGUUGUGCGAAACAGCUGUUGCGAGGACGUCUCGCGUGAGCUCUGAUGUUUUUAUCAUUUAUAAAGACAAUAAAAUGUGUUGGAGCGUGUUUUUUUGUUGUAAACAAUGAUAGCGUGUUCUGAAUUAAAAAGCUAUUAUAAAAAUGUGUCGAUACUAGUGCGUUCUAAAUAAAUACCAAACAUGGCUUGUGGGUUGCAAAAUUGUGGAGAAGUUAUCGAAGAAGAUCGCGAGUUUCAAGCGGUUUGGAGCAGGUUUUCGGACUGGUUGCAUUGUGUGUGUGUUGUUACUUUCGACCUAGAGCUGGGCCAGGCUAUGGAGAGCGUCUACCCGCCUGGCGUGAUGUUAACAGAUCAAGAAAAAUGCAAUAUAUGUUAUUUGGCGUUCCCUGAUUCUAAUUCGGGAUGUAUGGGUGACACACAGUUCCACGUCCGGCUUCGAUCUCGCAUGCCGCUGACGUCACGCCAGUUAGCUUACAACGAAGAAAGCGUGCCGACAUUACGCGCUGAUUCAACGCACUAUUGGGGCUUCGUUUAUUUCCGACAGGUCAAGGACGCUUCGCUGCCCCGAGGCUACUUCCAGAAGAGCAUAAUCUUGCUAACCAGGUUACCAUUCAUCAAUUUGUUUUACAAAGUGAUACAGUUACUUGCUCCUAAGCAUUUUGAGGAUGGAGAAAGUAGUUUGGAGGCUGCCUGCCAUGAUAUUAACAGAUGGCCUUUGUUAGACGCUGGCCAGAAUGUGUUACUGCCCGUCCUUGGUACUGUGUUUCAAUCGUACAUUCCAAACCAGCAAACUGGCAAAAUAACAAGGUCAGACAUUGCCAAGCAAGUGCAUUCACCUAACAUACCUCAUGUUUUGGUCUCUAUACAGGAUGUGAAUGUGUUUGAUGCUUUGUCCAGUGUUAUAUCUCAUUUACAUCUAUUGUGGGAACUUGUAUUGACAGCUGAGCCUAUUGUAGUUAUGGCCAGUUCACCCACAGAAUGUUCUGCGCUGGUACAAGCCCUCACAUACUUGAUCCAACCAUUGUCAUACUCUGCGGAAUACAGGCCAUAUUUCACAAUACAUGACAGUGAAUUCAAAGAAUUUACUAGAAAGCAGUAUAACCCACCUUGUGUAAUAUUGGGUGUGACCAAUCCAUUCUUCACAAAAACAUUGCAACAUUGGCCUCACACCAUUAAACUUGGUGAUGCCACAUCAAUAAAAACGAAGUUAAGGAAAGUUGGGAAUAUAAAAUUAUUGGACACUGCUCCAGGGGUAUACACCCAAUAUAAACCGUUCCUUGAAAAAGAUAAGGCUAUAAUAAAGAAACUGCAUAAUGGUAUACGAACAGACCGUCCAUCAGAAGUGCAAACAGCAAUGGUGAAGAGACAUUUGCUUGAAUUAACUCAGAGCUUCAUGAUUCCUUUGGAACGGUAUAUGGCUUCACUAAUGCCGUUACAAAAGAACAUAUCCCCAUUCAGAGCUCCUCCAGUACCAAACCCUUUCAACCCAGAAGAUUUUUUUGCUACACUGCAACAGUCAGGCCCGCAAUUAACGACAGGAAUUAAAGGCGACUGGAUAGGUCUGUACAGAAAUUUCUUCAGAACACCCAACUUCAGUGCAUGGUUCCAUGAAAGACAUAGCAGUUUGACAAACAAGUUACACGCAUUACAGUUAGAAGCGUUAGCCGAAAGUGAUUUGAAGAAGUGGUCAAUUGGAAAGAAAGAGGUGGAAAUUGUCGAUAUGGUGCUUAAAUUACGGGAGGUUUUGAAAAGUAACCCUCCUGUCGCGGGAAAUACAAGGACAUUGUUAGCGCGGCGGUUAGAUGAUUUGAACUGUAUAUUGCCGGAAGACAUGAAGUCGAUACUGAAUGCUGCAUCGUGACAUAUGAAUUGCUGCGCCUCAAAAAGAGGAUGCAGCAGUGACUGCAGGAUACAAUUAGAGUUUAUUCAAUGUAUUGAAUGUAUGUGAAUUCGUUAAAGUAGCUUUAAGGGUUAUUUGUAUAGCACACUGUAAAUUGAAGGAAUUGGACACAAAUAAUGUGGUUGAUUCAAAAACUAAAAUAUUUACGUUGUUAUAAAUAGUAACUUAUUUCAUUGGUCAACAGAUUGGUAAUUUUGACAUGUACCUAAUAGCUAAUUAAGAAUUUACAAAUUAAACAAUUACCUUGUUUGCAUGUAAGUAUAACGUCAUACUUUCAAGUAAUAACACAUAUUAUAUAUGCGUAACAGCUUAGCGGGACCACAUUAUUUGUCAGAAACUAAACUUUAUCCCUAUAGCCCAGUGCAUGCCUUUUGCAAUAUAAAUAGCAUCAUUAGUACAUGACAAUGAUUCUAAAAAUAAAAAAUAUUUAAGCAGUGGUAUGAAAUUAAUAAAUGUGUACCAAAUUAUUAUAGAUCUAAGUUGAUAAUUAACCAGAUUAUAUUUUGAAAAUUUCUUUUUUCUGGCCUAUGAAUUUAUAAUCUGCACUGAAUUGUUUGAAUGGCUAUCUUCUUUACUAUUUACUUUUAACAGCAAUUAUAAAAGACUUGAUGAAAAAAUAGGUAAAGCAAUGUUACUCACUUUUUAAUGAUGUUUAUUUGUAUUAUUAUGUUUGAACAAAGGCAUUAUUUUCCUCUUGAUAUGUGGUUUUGAUGUCAAUGUGAGUGAGUUGUAUAAAUAGUAUUAAAGCCAGUGUAGACUAAAUGAUAUUUUAAUACAAUUACUAAAUUAAAUCAUGAAAUGCCUUUAACCUCAUCAAAUGUUAAUUUAUUUUUGCCUCAAUCUCUGCAGUAGAAAUGGCCUUUGUAACAUUAUUACCAGUUGAAUAUAUUUUAUACCACAAUACAUAGCCCCAAAUUCCGUCAUAACAAAAAAUAUUUUUUAAUAGUUUUGUUCGUUUAAUUUAUUUCAUAAUAUGCUACAAAAUAAUUUAAAACUUCCUAAUCUAUUUCACUAAUUUAACACAUAUAAAGUCUAGACUACAUGAUGUAAAUAUUUUUUCCUAAAGUUACUGUAAGCUAAGUGACGUGCGUUCUUGCGUCUUUUGGUUUUAUCUCCGUACAAAUGUCCGUAAUCAUUCAAGUGUUAUCGCAAAUACGUAAUCGGUGCAAUGAGCAUUAAAGCAAGACGGGUAAACGUACGGCACGAUGAGUUGGUUCAGUGCGUUGUCAUAUAAAUAUUCAUGGCUAAGCAAAGGGCGGUAGGGUAACAAUAUUUUACUUAAAAUUUGCAGUCUUGAAUUGUUUUCUAUAGACAAUUUAGAACAGAGCAAAAUUGGCAGUUAUACAACAUUUUACUGUGGACAAAGUUAUCAUUGGAGUAAUUGACUUAUAUAAGAGAAUGGGCGGUACGGAUUGUGGUAAAUGUAGACCGGUCACGCUUGAUUCGAUUCCCUUCGCAUUAUGUUAUAUCUUAGCUCAUACAUAGCCCUACAUCUGUAGCGUUACACUGAAUAUAUUGAGAUUCAAAGAUCCGUUUGUGAUAACAAUGCUAUGUAAAAUUAUGUGCAGACAUUUUUGAAUCAAUAAUAUUUACGUCAUAGGUAAUCCAAUAAAUGAAACAGGUGUAUUAUUUUUCUCGCACCACAAGCCAACUCGAAUUUUGAGCUCAAAUGUCAGCUUAAAAAUGCAACAGAUGAAUAAAUGUUAAUUUGCCACAUGGAAAAACCUUGAGACGCAAAACGCCUGAAUAGGACGAUAAUAACUGUCAAUUUGUAUUCUUCCUAUAUUAAUACGAAAAUAAAAUAGCUUUACAGCUUCUAGCCGUUGCAUUGCUAUCAAUCUCCGUUAUCAAACGUUUGGCAGAAGCUAACAAGAUAAUGAUAACCAUAACAAAGGUUUCGCGUUUGAACCGCGUUGACAUUAAACGUUAAUAUUGUGUUGAUAAAAACAGAUUGGAAGAAUGCUUUAAUAUACACAUAUUUCGGACUAGUUUUUGCUUGCAACUCCGCCCAUUGUCUUUACCAAGACAUAAAGUACUAUGUAAAUUGUUGAAAAGUAAAAAUUAUGAAGUGUUAUUCAUAGCACGGAUAAAUAAAGACAAUGUUAUUUUUAUAACGUAUUUAGGGUUCGUUAAAGGCAAAGGGCCAUAAGCUUACGAAAACCUUAAUUUUUAAAUCACAGAGCAGACAUAAUAAAAUUAUAUAUUUGUUUAAAAUUAGCAUCAGGUACGUAGCUACCACUGAUACAGGGUCCCCGAGCUUUGGGGCCCCUGUAGGCCCAUAUCUACAUUAAACUAAGCAAAUGCCCAAAGGUUCGCACUGCCCUGCCGAGCCCCCACCAAAUUUAGAUAAAGGGCCUUUCUAUGGCAAAUUACGCUUCUGAAUAGCUUAGUUAAACAAUUACCUUGUUUACCCGUUUGCUUUGUAGACCGCAAUAUUGAGAGCAGUAAUUGUAUUUGUUACUGUUUUCGCUAUUACAUUAGAAAUCUUAGAAAGUUUGGUGUGUCGGGCUAAUACUGAAAUUGAGUUAUUAAAUUUAACUACCAUGGAAAAAAUGGACUGCCCCAUGGGCGUCGUUGUGAUAUGUUAUUCUCAGAUCUGGAAUAUCAGCUAUGUUGGAUUUUUCUGCUCAGUAUCAGACCGGAGUCUGGAAUUUGUGCUUGUUGUGGCAAUAAAUUCGCUUCCUAUUACAAGGGACGGAAUAUGUACAUGGCGAAAAGUGGGCGCACUAGUUGUGCCUUUGCCUGCCCCUUCAGGGAUAAAUGGUGAAGGGGUAAAAAUAUUGUGUAGCCUCACAAGAUAAAAGUAAUUAAUAUUUAAGACAGAAAACUUGGAUUUGAAUUCAGUGUAUCUUAAUAUACAUGUUCUUGAACAAGUGAACGUUUUAUAUCGACAUAGUCUGGAUCAGAAUGUGUUUAAAUCUAGUUUAGCUCGUAUAACAACAUAAUCGGAGUGGCAGCAGUAUUAAAUGGAUUUAAUUCUUUGCAUUACUUCGUUGAAGUUUUCCACUGAGUCAUAUUCUAAUUCACAUGUAAUAAAAUCUCCGUAUGUAAUAACUUUCUUUUUUUAACAAACAAUUGCCAAUAAUGUAAUCGCUGCUUUUUUUUUCAUCAACACAAUAUAUCGUACUUCGUUUGUUACAAUAUUAUUAUGUUUUUAUUGUUCUCCGUGUUUAGUAUAAGUACUUCGUUAGACAUUAUAAAUAUAGGGUAUUGUAUUUCUUAUGUUGAAUGGUAGACAUAGAAAUGGAAAUAUUUCGCGGAUUUUAUUGCGUAUUUCAUUAUAAUUUUCUCUCCACGUUUCGAAGACUGUAAUUCCUUUAGUCCCUCCCGUGACCAUUAAGGCUGGAGUCUUCGAAACGGCGGGAGAAAUUGAUAUUAUAAAAAACUGUUAUAAAAUCAGGAAAAAGUUUCAUUUCGAUAUAUAUGUUCAAAUAACAAUGCGAAAACGAUAGUUGUAACCCUGAACUCGUUACGGCACAUGCAUGCACUUAAAUUAAAGUGAUUUUGGUAAAAUUGUUAUAUACAUUCGAAUCCUUUGCAUUAAACACUAUUUGUUCCAACACAGUCCCAGAAAAUCCCAACAGAUGUACAGUCUACAGAAAAAUGUUUCAUGCGAACUAAAGCACAUGCAUUCAAAAUGUUAAAAUACGUUAAUUAUAGUAAAUAAAUACCCAAUUAGAGAAAUGUAGUAAGUUAUAAAAAAUGUUUACGUCUGUAAUUUAGGUAUUGUUAGAAUGUUUAUUUUUAAAACUCGUUUUGUUUAAAUAAAACAAUGUUGUUUACACAAUAGUGAACAAUUGCAUAGCUAAGAUGCUAACUGAUAAUGUACAACACUAGGGCCAUAUGAACGAGCGACUGCGUAAAACUAGUAGUGUAAGCAAAAUGACUAUUUUUGUUUUAGUGUACCUAUAUGAUAUUAUAGUUGUGGAUUGUUCUGUAUAUAUAACGUUAAGCUUGCGAUGCCAUUCAUAAAAAUAAAGAUCUUAUCUACGUUUAUUUUAUAGCAUAAAUUAACCUAAUGUUUGUUCUUACUGCGGGGCCCUUUUCAACAAACGACUCAAUCCCCUAACUGCGGAUCGAUGGUAAUAACCAAUCAUGAACCGCCAUUUUCAAUAAUCGAUUUUUUCGAUCCAUCUCAGAAAUGCACCAAUCAUAACAAAGAUUAUUUGACUAGCCUACAAAUUUGAUUAGUUUAUUCUCGGAAUCGGAUUGAAGAUUGAGACCGGGAUCGUUUAUUGCAAACGACUGUAAGUAAUUUGUAAGAAUUUUAAAUAAACUGUUCUGAUUUGGCCAUUUUAAUUGUUGAUCCAAUAGUAGGGGUUAAAAUGUUUUAUUGCGAACGACUAGACGAGUUACAAAUAUAAGUUUGUUUUUGUUUUUUAUAACAGGUUAUUCUUUAAUUCAAUUAUUUCACGUAAAGGUUACUUACCUUUAUUUUGAAAAUGUUAUUGUUUAAUUGGAUUAUUUGCUUACUUAGUAUAAAGCAGUGGCUUAGUGCGGGAAUAAUCGAAUUACAAGAAAUAGCUUGAAGUUGAAACCCCCUAAUUCGGCAGUUUCAGUAAAUUUAUAGAACAUAACGAGUCACAUUAGUCUCUAGAGGUUAAGACCUUUGUAUGUUGUCUGUAGUACUCACCCCAAGAUAAUUUAUUGCCAGAUUGUUAUUGGCAUAUGAUGCAAUAUAGGUAUAAAUAAAAUUUCUUUUUGGUAUCUGCACUUUUAGUACGAAGGUGAUAGUAUGGGUUUUAUGACUUGCCUACUAGGCCUUUGAACCUAUCAGCUUGUUUUGAGUUAUAGUAGAAUUGUUGAAAUAAAAUUACUCAUUCCCAAUAAGUAAUGUUUUUAUGAAUGGCAUUUUAAUGUGUUAAAUAUAUAACCAGCAUAAGAUGUCCAGUUAGUAAAUAUAUUUUCGGAA